AUGGCAAGCUGGGUCGCGUUGAAUGUGGAGCCUGACGAGGGAACUGAAGAGGAGGUCGACGACACCAAGGAACUCCAGAUUGAAGAAGCUCUAAAGCUAUACCACAGUGCUCUGAAGCUCCACUCCCAAGGCCCGGAAUACUAUUCUCAAGCAGCAGAGGUAUAUGAGUCUUUGCUCAAUUCCGAGAUCUUCAAAUACCCCGAGUCCCUCUCCGAUUUCAAACGGCCUGAUCUACCAGAUGUGCAAACAGCUACCGCCACCGCCGACGACGCUACCGUUGCAGCAGAUGCAGUCGCAGAAUUCAAUGUCAAUGAUUCCACCUCCAGUCUUUUCCAGACUCUCUACCUUUCCUAUAAGAAUCACGGCAAAUACAUCCUCGAUUCGCUGCACGAGAGUCUACGAAGCACCCCCCAGGACGCUGAGACAGCGCAAGAUACCGCCCGAAAGACAGCGAAAGCAACGAAGGAGGCGGUACAAUCAUUUGCAGAGGCACUCGAGCGUGAUGAUACCGACCUGAAUUUGUGGAGACAGAGCGCUAGACUCGGUAGUGCUCUCCAAAGCUAUCGACUGAAUCGCUUUUGUCUCGAGAGCGUUUUGGCAGAUGACGACAAUCGCUUGGAAGUGCGAUCGACACAACUUGGUCUAGAGGAAACGUUUUCUGAAGAACGAUUGCGGAGUACCCUCCAGUCCCUUUUUGACGGACUGUCCGCGUCCCAGAUCCCAGUCAAGAAGCAGAAAAAGGCUCUCGAGAAAUAUCUUCGGCAACACUCCGAUCUAUAUUCGUAUCUACCUAAUCUGCCGACCGAGAUACAGUUCCUGGACCCCACCAAAGGUCCCCUCGCUCUAUCGACCUCGCGGCGGCAAAUAAGGCCGUCCGAGGCCACAUGGGAAGCUGUUGGUAAAGCGCUCCUCGAAGCGCUAGAUGACGAGGAGUAUGCUUCUAUUGCUGAUAGCCCAAGCAAAGCGAUCUGUAUUGAACUACCUCCAAAAAGUUCUGAUGCUCUCGAGUCUCUUGAAAUUGAGGAAAUGGAUAAAGUCUCCGAAGAGGACGCAGCAGGCCAGAGGGGCCAAAUAGGGAAUGACGAUGUGGAUAUGCUCAAAGAGGACGAAGAAGUCGACAAGACAGAGAAACCCGAAGAAGAGAAUGGAGAAGAUGAGCCAACUGAAGAACAGGCUUCAAUCGACCAAAGUGCUGAAAAACAGCUUAUGGAAUCAUUGGAGCGCCAAUCUGUUCAUCCGCCCGAAACUCAGGCCGCCGAUACCGAAGCAAACCCCGAUGAAGCGGAACCAAAAUCUCCAUCUGAUACGCGAAAGAGAGGGGGAAGAAUGAAAAGUCGACGAACACGAGCUCGAGAGUCUAAUGCCGACGCGUUGGCUCAACCCGAGGAAGUUGCUUUUGACCAUGAGAAGUACUAUGAAGAUCGUCUGGAGAUUUAUGUCAAUGCUGAUGACUGGAUGUUCAACACCCUCGGCUCCUUGUACUCCAGAGUUGGCAUUGAGGAUCUGGGAACAAUCAGCAGUCUUAGAGAAAAGGUUGCAGCUUUAAGUGAUUCCGACGAAGUCGUGCAGGAAACCGAGACACGGCUGAUUCAAGAUCUGCGUGGAAUCUUCAAGACUUGGAACGAUGAAAAGUCCCGUGUGAUGCAACAAAAAGAUGACCUUUCGUCAUUAAAGGAUAUCCGUGGCUCCAACAAGUCAGGGUUGUCCGUCUUCCUCGAGCACUCAAGGAGUGGUACUCGGAAGCCUGUGGUCCAGCGUGAGUUGGGCUCCGGAGAGGAGCUGUACCGGUUUUCAGAAACGGUCAACGGUAGCUGGUUGCACCCACAUCAGACGUUAUACGAGUGGCUCAGAUAUCUCCUCAUGCCAGAAUUUGGAAAUGAACUUUCUGGGUGGCCUGUUAUGAAGUCAGCAUACACCUCUUUCUUGUGGUCGAAGGACCUCAAAGAGACAACUGUGGAACUUCUCCUGCGCGAGGAUGAAUUUAUCUUCUCAUUGAUGAACGAACUCGUCGCGGAGACGGAACGGCGUGCUCUCGAGUCGAGUCCUGAAUCUCCUUUUGAGUAUCGGAAAACCAACUUCUCUGAACUUGAAAUGAUUCAGUCCACCUAUGAACUUCACUUGGAUAUAUUUGCCUCCGUUGAGAGCACUGGCAACGACGAGAGUCGAGGCAACCGACAAGCCCAGAAUGACCGCCUUGCCAGAUGGGGUAUCCUCGCCCGAUCAGCACUAGACCUCCUUCUGGACUACUGCCCGUCAGAACAAUGUCGCCAAAACCUGGCUCUUCGUCAUCUAUGGGCAUCGACAUUUCAUGUCAACCUUUCCGGCGAAGCUGAAAGAGAGCACAUCUUGCUUUGUCUCCAAGAUCUGAAGCACACACUUCUGGCCAUCGGUGACCCCUGCCUCACUCUUUUGAAUAAUCCUACUAUGUCUGAGUUGUCUGUUGCAACGGUCGAUCAGGAGGUCCUCAAGCUUAAGUGCAUGGAUUUCUUCGCCAAAGUUUUCAAUCCAGAGGAAGAAGACCCUGUAUCACUCAUCGAAGCUAUUGAGCCUAUCCUUGAACCUUCAUCCGUCGAGUGUGCAGAGGGGUCUCCAGAGGAGAACGGUGAGAGCGGCAUCUCCUCUAUUUCCAGUGAAAUGAGUGCGUUCCUAGACCGGGGCGAUGCCACAUUACGACUGUUCCUAUGGCGAAGGCUCCAAGAAGCGUACCAGGCUAUUGAUUAUCCACCGAAGAUUGUUUCAUGCUAUCUGCGGAGCAUCGAAAUUAUCAUGAAGGAGCUAGAGAACGCAAAACACCUGGGCGAGACAAGUGGGCAUCGGCAACUGAAGUUGCUUGGCUGGCUCAAGUCGCUGGAUGCAAUCAUGGGAAAGGCAAUCCCACUCGUUCUUCAGAAUGUUGAAAAAGCCUAUGAUUGUGUUGAUAUGGAGCACCUCCAAGCUUCUAUCUCAGCAGUUGCCCGUCUCACCAGACUGGUUCACACUUUCAUCUUGCAUGAGGAUUCAAUUCGUGUGGGCCAAAUAUCGGGUCUUGAACUUCGUGGGUCACUGGCCAAAUCCUUCGAAAAUUUCAAAGAAAGGAUGCGAGAGCUUUACGUACGCUGCUGGAUCUUACAGUAUACCCUGCUGGUAGAGGCAAUCUCUCAGAACAAAGACGUCUUCGAGGAACCUCUGGAGGACCGCAUUCACGUUCUUCGCUCUGUGCAUAAUGCACUAGGCGUUCGCUCCAUGUGCAGAUACUCUCAGAAGCGAUUCUUGAAACUUCUGAAAUCUGAAUUGUUGGACCUGGAGACGAAGGGUGAUUACGAAUUCGAUAUCUGCCAGGUUCUCCUGGAUCUUCACGGCAUCAAACUUUCGCCAUUUGAUGGAACGUCUGACCACGGAUGCUCACCCGAAAAAUUGGACCGGCCUACUGCUAUCAUGAUGAUCGACUUUGUCAUGAGACAAGCCCAAAACAUGAACAUGAAGGAUUUGUCAAAGUCUGACUUGAAGACCACUAUCGAAAAGAUGCAGCACACGAUUGUUCCAGCCAAAAUUUCGUCCUCGCCGCAAAUGUCUUUCAAUCGACGCAUCUUCCAUGGGUACAUCAAGGCGGCAGUCAACCCAUCUAUUCUCCUCCGCGCAGUCCAGGGAGUCUUGGAACUGUCAAUGUUGACCGUUCCGGGUGAGAAUGCUCAAAUUGCCGCCAAGGGAUGGUACUUCCUGCUUGGCCAUGCCGCAUUGACAAAGUUCCGGUCUCAGAAGCGCCUCAGCCCUGGCUCGACGACCGAACUUGACGAUGCGAUCAAUUUCUUCCGACUGGACAUUGAUCAUGGAUCCGGGCGAUGGGAGACCUGGUAUCGUCUGGCUCAGGCGUAUGAUACCAAGCUUGAGGAAGAGAUAACGUGGACAGCGGAUAAGAUCAACAACAAUCGCAGUGAUUUGGCAGCUACUCAGCGGUAUGCGAUCCAUUGUUAUGCAAUGGCUGUCUCCACGGCGAUGAGAAAUGCGGAGCCGACAAACGAGACCCGGGCGCUUCUAUCAGACCUGUACACUGAUUUCGGAAUCCGGAUGUACUCUUCGUCUCGUGGACCGCUCUCGAUGGGGGCUUUCAGUCUUUCGGACUUCUCUCGCCAUUUCAGCAGUGAAGAAAGCCAGCAGAUGUACAAAGGGCAACCUUUCAAGGAGAUGUCCUCAUACUCUGUCUGGAACUUCGCCAAGAACCUCCUCAAGAGAGGCCUCGUAGAAAAGCCAAAACGCUGGAUAACACAUUACUUCAUCGGCAAAUGCCUCUGGAAGAUGUUCAGCUGUGACGCUUCUAAGCGAACGACUUCCAAGCGGGUUGAAAUGCACGAUGUUCUAGACGCCUUUCACGAUGCUAUUUCGAGCCUUCCCAGGAGGAAGGAUUCCCGUGCAGACCCUAUCUUCGAGCCUCAUUUUAAGCUGGUGUCCAUUGUUCACAAACUCGUCCUCCGCGGAGACAUGAAUCCGACCGAGGCUAGCCAAGCCCUUCAAGUCACACCUUGGGCUCGCAAGGUGGAGGCACCUGAGAACAUCGAUGGGUGGAAGCCAUAUAUCCUGGAUGUCAUCCGCAAGUUCAAGAGCGCCGACAAGUCCAACUGGCACCAUAGGAUGAGCGCUAAGGCUGCCCACGUCAUCUAUGAUGACGAAAAGAAUGCAACGGCCGCCGCCGCGGCUAAGCAAGAGCUGUCACAAAUUUUCACCAAGACGCUUACGAUCCAGGUCUGGCGACCGGAAUUUGAACGUCCGGGAAGGCAUUUCGUGUAUACCACCCGUUACGUGUACUUCUUUGUAAGCCUACUGGAUCAGCUAGACGAUCGUGCAAGCUUAGAUCAGCUGCUGCGUCGCGUGAGAAAGAAGCAGGGGGAUUUCAUCGAUCACACGAAACUGUGGGAAGAUAUGUGCUUGACUUACGCCAAGAUGAUCCGCAGAGCCGCGGAUAUCAACGAGGGUCACGAAGAAGGUGUCUUCAAACCAAUCGGGUGGGAAGAGUUCUCCACCAAAACUGCCCGACUGGAGACCUUGGCGCAGCUAUCGCCAGAUAGUAUUCCUCUCCUGGAGCUGAUCCGCGACUCGCUGGAGUUGAAAAAGCUCAACAACAACUUGAUGAAAGUGACCAUGUUUGAAGAUCUCAUCGCAGACUUGUACGCUCGAGUCUACGAAUUAAACAUGCCCUUGCUCAUCGAGCAGGUCAAUGAGGAGAACAAAGAAAAGAUGAAAGUCGACCAUCUUCUCAUGACAGGCGAUGUUCACACGGAGACAUCUACACCGGUCAAUUCUCUUCCUGCUUCCGAUACCCCAGCUCCUCGAGGUAGGACAAAGGGAAUUGCUCGUCGUGAUGUUCAAAAGCGUGCCGACACCAUCGUCAAUCUCAAACUCGGCCCGCGAACGGCAGCGAACAAGUUCAACGCCGCGGCUGACACGGACCAGUCGACCCUGCAGGGCCCGAAUUCAUCAUUGGCACCCACUUCAGCCCCUUACGGAUCAGGGGAACAGACGUCUGUCGGGGGUGAUGGUGCUGGCGUGCAAAGGGGUGAUCAAAACGACUUGAAUGACACCGCAGACGAGAGUGAUCUCAGUGAACUGGAUGAGGGCAAGCUGAACAAGCUGACCUCCGAACAAAAAUCCCUCUUCUCCAAAAUCCAUCACGCCGAAGCAGGUGAUGUCGAAACUGAAACUGAAAAUGAUGGCGCCGACGAAGGCGAGGGGGAAGGUGAAGGAGAAGAUGAAGAGGGCGACGAGAACGAUGAAGGCGAAGAUGAGGAUGACCCUGCCGCCGCCGAAGCUGAGGCCGGUGACGACGAAGAGCAAGCAGACGAGGGAGACGAUGAAGAGAUGCAGGAUGAGGAUGAGGGUGGCCCAGAUGGGGAUGAAACCAAGCUUGAAGACGAUGACGAGCCUUCCGAGCUUGUGGAAAAUCAGGAUGAUUCCAUCCAAGAAAACAACGCCGAAGAGCCGGACCCUAUGGAUGUCACACUCUCGUGA
Penicillium subrubescens is the source of this 5979-nucleotide messenger RNA. It is a transcript of the gene hir3, whose product is annotated as putative transcriptional corepressor of histone genes (Hir3). The record is from RefSeq and is a predicted model, not a curated record. Gene Ontology annotation, cellular component: HIR complex; nucleus. The coding region runs from base 1 to 5979 and encodes 1992 amino acids. Gene Ontology annotation, biological process: chromatin organization. NCBI's taxonomy places the organism in Eukaryota, Fungi, Ascomycota, Eurotiomycetes, Eurotiales, Aspergillaceae. Gene Ontology annotation, molecular function: nucleosome binding. The transcript has 5 exons.